AUGGCAACGCAAACUCUUUCAGCUGGCACCAACUAUUCGAAAGGAAUUCUUGUUUCAAUCAGAGAAAUGACAGAAACCUCUGACUUUACAAUCAAAGUUGCCGGAAAAUCAUUUCCAGUCCAUCGCAACGUAAUAACAGCUGCAUCAAGCUAUUUUAGAGCGAUGUUUUCAAGCAACAUGAAGGAAGCCCAGCAAGGUUUAGCUGACAUGAAAACUAUAAAGCCCUCUAUAAUGGAGAAGUGUAUCGACUUCAUGUAUACCGGCGAAGUCGAAGUUCAAAUUGACGAGAUUCAAGAUAUUCUGCAUGCAUCGAGCCUACUACAGUUGGAUGCACUAACUGAACUUUCCUUUGAAUAUCUACAAGAGAAUCUCUCGGUGAACAAUUGCCUUGUUGCGGUAUUCCUAGCCAAACUUUAUGAUCGAGUUAAUUUACUGAACAUAGCCGAAAAAAUAGUUUAUGAUAAAUUUGAAGAAGUGGUUUCCAAGACACUUUUUUCAGCCAUUUCAUGUGACGACAUAACUCGCUAUCUUUCUAAAGCAGAAGUAAGCCAUGAAAUAAAAUGGAACGCAAUUGUUACAUGGCUUUCUGUUCGACAUGAAGAAGUGGAACGUGCUCUACCAAAGCUAAUGGAUUCGAUCAAAAACAUCCCGGUCAAUUGUUUGCUUGAAACGAUUCUUAAUGAACGAAUGGUGUUCAAAAACAAACAAAUGUGA
Styela clava is the source of this 714-nucleotide messenger RNA. The record is from RefSeq and is a predicted model, not a curated record. NCBI's taxonomy places the organism in Eukaryota, Metazoa, Chordata, Ascidiacea, Stolidobranchia, Styelidae.